This is a messenger RNA of Oncorhynchus gorbuscha (pink salmon), 462 nucleotides long. Its product is annotated as mdm2-binding protein-like. Gene Ontology annotation, cellular component: kinetochore. NCBI's taxonomy places the organism in Eukaryota, Metazoa, Chordata, Actinopteri, Salmoniformes, Salmonidae. The transcript has 4 exons. The record is from RefSeq and is a predicted model, not a curated record. Gene Ontology annotation, biological process: regulation of protein ubiquitination; protein localization to kinetochore; traversing start control point of mitotic cell cycle. The annotation marks the transcript as partial.
UUCUGCAGUACAGAGUGGGAGGAGCUGGGUAGUUGUCAGAAGAACGAUGAGCAGGAGGAAAGCCCCAGCACUAUGGAGGCCUGUCUCAGUGCUCUGGAUGAGCAGGAGGAGAAGAGUGACCAGCCUGACCCACAGCAGACACAGUUGUAUGAAGAGGCAGCAGAGGGGUUACACCUGUUAUCAGACCAGCUUCCCCCUCCAGGAAAAGCUCUGUUAGAUGUGAUAUUUCUGGGUUUUGCUGAAGAAGCUCCUAAGCUGAAGGACUUCCUCCCUGUGAUUGGCUCGUUGAAACACAUGCAGACAUGGCACACAGCCAAGAUGACCAUAGUGACUGAACACCAAGCUGGGUGGCAAAAGCCAGCCUCUAACCUGUCAGCCAGAGUAGUACAUCCCAGUAGCAUCAUGACCUGUAUUGAUGAGAGGGAGUUAUGGAGAGGAGGUGUUCUCAUCAGAGAGAAAAAG